AUGGCAGGAGGACUAUCUGCGACCUCCAACGACAUAAAAAAUGCUCAGCAACAAAGCUCAAACUGGGCGGGUGCCGUAUUAAUUUCUGAUUCCGCGAGCUUUACCUUCGUUACCGGGACCUUCAUUGUUCCUUCUCCCUCUCUUCCACAUAGCGCUUCUGGCAAGCUGGGGGGUCAUUCAGCCUCUGCAUGGGUCGGAAUUGAUGGAGAUACCUGCUCGCGGGCAAUUCUGCAAGCAGGGGUCGAUUUUACUAUAUCUGAAAGUGGGACUCGCUCUUACCAUGCGUGGUACGAAUGGUUUCCCGAAUUUGCCCACGACUUCGUCGACUUUCAAAUCGCAGCUGGAAAUAUUGUCACCGUCACGGUCAGCGUGAACUCCAGCACUUCCGGGAGCGUCAUUAUCGAGAACAACACGACUGGGAAAAAUGCCACUCAAUCUUUGACCUCGACCUCCCCGUUGUGCCAAACCAAUGCAGAGUGGAUUGUCGAAGACUACGAGGAAGGAGGAAACCUUGUGCCGCUUGCCGACUUCGGGACUGUCAAGUUUACGGAUGCAUAUGCCACUACGAAAAGCGGCUUUGAAGCGCCGACCGAUGCGAAUAUAGUGACCAUGGUGAACGUGACAGGACUAGCCCUAAUUGCGGAUGCUUGGACCGACUCUACCUCCGUAACAAUAACUUAUCAGUACGGAUUCUUGUUAUCGAAAAACUCCCAAGAUGCACACACGUCGAAUAGUGUCAGUACCCCCGACAUUCUCACAAAAUCAAGCAGUUCCACCAGCACCAUUGCCCUACUCGUCCUUCCCAGUGACAUCGUCGGCAUCACCGACCCGGCGAAUACGCUUAGUGUGACUCGCAGUAUAGUCGCUGGUAGUAGUGGCGACAGCGACCGCGUCACCAACCCCGCAAACACGCCUAGCGUUACGCCCAGCGUUGUUGCUAGUAAUGGUGGCGAGAGCGACAGCGUUACCGACCCCGUGGAUACCAUCAGCAUUACCCGCAGCGUAACUGCUAGCAGUGACAGCGAGGGAUCUCCCCACAAAGUGAAUGCGACUAGCGUUACCCCCAGCGUCACUGCGAGUAUCGGCAGCAGCAGUGUAGAUGCUCUACCAAAUUCCUUGAACGGCAAUAAUGUGGCAAGCAACAACAGUGAAUCAAACACUGCCCUGUUGGCUGCUCAAAUCACUUCUGCAUCUAUCAAAUCUUCACAUCCACUCACAUUCCCCGUGCUUUUGUCGACGUCAUCCCAAGAUUUACCAGACGGAAAAUCUUCACCUCUCCCCACAUUCUCCGGUUCUUCUCUCUCAUCAUCCCCGAACUCACCAGCCGUCGGAUCUACUUCAGCAUCUUUUCAGUCCUCGGCUCAGACAUCCGUUGGACCUUCCCCUACAGUCCUUGCUAAUUCUUGGAAGAGGGUACCCAUAGGAGCUAUCAUCGGCGGCAUAUCGGGUGGCCUGACCUUGAUUGUCCUGCUCCUGAUCUCCAUUUUCUGUGCCUAUCGCGACCGACGUGCGGUACGUCGUAGUCUCAGCGCGGCACCUCAGGCAGCCAUCAUCCCCUUCACUGCAGAGACCCCGUCCCACAUCAUUUUUCCUACGAGAAAGCUCAUCCAGCCCAGCCCACUCACAACCGAUGACCAUCCAUCACCAACUACUUCCGAAUCAGCUCAAUUUCCCGUCUCCGUGCCUUUACCGCUUCAAACGUUGAGCGAAACAUGUCCGGUCCCCUCAUCCCAAGCACUCCCGAGUGUUAUCGACAUUCAUGCCGGUACCCGGACCAUGGCAACGACGCCUACCGCGCCUUUUACCUCUGUGAGUCAGUCCAUAUCAACACAGAGAGGAUUGGAACGGGAAGGACAAUUUGAGGAGCAGGAGGAAAAAAUGAGAGGGGAGAUGGAUGGGACGGCAGUCGAGCAUUCGAGUGCAGACUCGUUGCCGGAAUAUGAGAGUGCGAGAGGAGAUGUGUUGAUUUACCAUGAGCUUUGA
Stereum hirsutum FP-91666 SS1 is the source of this 1983-nucleotide messenger RNA. RefSeq lists its product as uncharacterized. Lineage: Eukaryota; Fungi; Basidiomycota; Agaricomycetes; Russulales; Stereaceae. The record is from RefSeq and is a predicted model, not a curated record. Gene Ontology annotation, biological process: proteolysis. Gene Ontology annotation, molecular function: glutamic-type endopeptidase activity. The coding region runs from base 1 to 1983 and encodes 660 amino acids. The transcript has 4 exons.